Messenger RNA from Camelina sativa (false flax), 1860 nucleotides. RefSeq names its product cytochrome P450 709B3-like. Lineage: Eukaryota; Viridiplantae; Streptophyta; Magnoliopsida; Brassicales; Brassicaceae. Gene Ontology annotation, molecular function: heme binding; oxidoreductase activity, acting on paired donors, with incorporation or reduction of molecular oxygen; monooxygenase activity. The record is from RefSeq and is a predicted model, not a curated record.
CUACAUUUGUAUAAACAAACAUAUAUGUGAAUCAUGUGAUCCAUAUCGGAAAUCACAAGUCGUAUCCUCUAUCCCUUGUGAUCUUGCUUCCCAGAAAGAAAAAAAAGGAGAUAAUACUUGUGUUUCUUUUAAUGGAACGCAUAAGCACGACCAAUAUCUUAGUGCUCGUUCUUCUGCUCUUCGUUGUUCCCAAGGUAUGGGAAGCUUGUUUGAUCCUCCUUUGGCGGCCAUUGAUGCUGUCAAGGAGAUUUAAGAGACAAGGAAUCUCAGGACCAAAGUACAAAAUCUUGUACGGAAACCUCAGUGAGAUGAAGAAGAUGAAGAAAGAAACAAACCUUUGGGUUCUUGAUCCCAAGUCCAACGACAUCUUCCCUCGUGUGCUUCCUCACUAUCACCAAUGGAUGUCUCAAUACGGAGAAACAUUUCUAUACUGGAAUGGGACAAAACCUACGCUAUACAUCUCAGAUUCUGAAAUAGCAAAACAGAUCCUGUCGAGCAAGUUCGGUUUCUCUGUUAUACCAGUAAAAAGACCUGAGGUCUUCCUACUUUUUGGUAAAGGACUAACCUUUAUAGACGGUGAUGAUUGGGCUCGCCAUAGACGAAUCUUGAACCCUGCUUUCUCCAUAGACCAUCUCAAGGCUAUGACGAAACCGAUGGUGGAUUGCACCUUGAGGAUGUUCGACGAGUGGAGCAAACAGAGUAAUGGUGAAGUGGUGAUGAAGUUGGAGAUGGACAAAGAGUUUUAUAGAUUGGCCUCCGACAUUAUAGCCACCACUGCGUUUGGAAGCAGUUACGGGGAAGGCAUCGAGUUCUCUAGAGCACAGAAAGAGCUUGAAGAUUAUUAUGUUACUUCUCUCACUAAAAUCUUCAUCCCUGGAACUCAAUACCUUCCUACGCCUACCAACCUUGGACUAUGGAAGCUCGAUAAGAAAUUAAAGGACUCGAUCAAAAGAAUCAUAGACACAAGGCUAAAUUCAGAAUGUAAGAACUAUGGAGACGAUCUUCUAGGGCUCAUGUUGAAAGCUGCAAAAUCUCAAGAGUCUGAUAGAAAAAUGAGAAAUGAUGAGAUCAUAGAGGAAUGCAAGAAUUUCUACUAUUCAGGGCAAGGAACUACUUCGCUUCUGUUGACAUGGACUACGAUGUUACUGAGCUUACACCAAGAUUGGCAAGAGAAACUUAGAGAAGAGGUUUUCAAUGAAUGUGGUAAAGAUAAGAUCCCAGAUUCAGACACCUUAUCCAAACUCAAACUGUUGAACAUGGUGUUGAUGGAGUCGCUUCGUCUGUACGGACCCGUGAUUAAAAUGACACGAGACGCAACACAAGAUAUGAAGGUAGGACACUUAGAGAUCCCAAAGGGCACGAGCAUUAUUGUUCCGUUUCUGAAGAUGCACAGCGACAAGGCCAUAUGGGGAGAAGACGCCGAACAAUUCAACCCCUUGCGAUUCGAAAACGGCGUUUCUCAAGCCGCCAUUAACCCAAACGCUCUCCUCGCGUUCUCAGUUGGGCCAAGAGCUUGCAUUGCAAGAAACUAUGCCAUGCUCGAAGCUAAGACUGUGGUCACUAUGAUCCUUCAGCGGUUCCAUCUUAGCCUCUCCCCGGAGUAUAAGCACACGCCAGUUGAUAACUUCAAUCUCUUUCCGCAAUACGGCUUACCGGUAAUGCUUCAGCCUCUCGAUAGUAGUUCUCAACGGUGAGGAAGAGAACAAAUUACAAAACAAGAUCUCAAUGGAUUUAGUCAAGUUAUGUUCUGUAAUUGGCCUUGAUCUAAAUAAAUGUUAAGAUGACAUACUUAAAUGAAGUGGGAAUAAAUUCAGAACAUGUGGUGGCUGUUUUAAUUUCUUGAUUUCUCAUCGUCGAUUC